Molecule: messenger RNA, 939 nt
Organism: Diaporthe amygdali
Lineage: Eukaryota; Fungi; Ascomycota; Sordariomycetes; Diaporthales; Diaporthaceae
Product: glucan endo-1 3-alpha-glucosidase agn1
Exons: 3
Coding region: 1-939 (312 amino acids)
Molecular function (GO): glucan endo-1,3-alpha-glucosidase activity
Source: RefSeq, a predicted model, not a curated record
AUGAAGCUUCAGACGAAUGGUGGUAAGAUCAAUUCAAUCUGUGAGACUUCCUUGACUGAUCUAUAUGAAAGGGGAAAUUGGGGUCCUGUUCUCGACGGAGUCUCUAGUUGGGAGUCUGCGUGGCCUCAUAUCGGCGAUUCGGACUCCUCCAAACCCGGCGAUGUCUCACAGGAUGAGAAAGUUGUCGCUGCUGCGAGCGGUCGGGGAAAGGGAUACAUGAUCGGUCUCAGUCCACUCCAGUAUAAAAACGCGUAUGGAACCAAUGCCUAUCGUCUCGGGGAUCUCAACCUGCCAGCCCGGAUGGACAGAAUACUUGGGAUGAACCCCCGCCCCGACUUUGUCCAAUUCAUUACAUUCAAUGACGGUCCUGAGGCACACUAUAUUGGGAACUUCUGGCCGGAAGCCACCUCAGAUGGUGCGUCUUCUUUGUACGCCAACAUGGACCAGUGGUCACAUGACGGAUGGAGACCUCUUGUGAAGUCUUUCAAUGAAGCUUUCAAAAGUGGUGCGACUGCGAGCGACAUGAGCACACCGGACGGCACGGUGGCAAUCGGCGCAGCUUGGUACAAGACUAUCCUCGUCGACUCUGUAGACUGCGACAACGACACCAAGCCUGAAGGGUUCGACCAGGGCACAAAUGCUUUGCACUGGGCAGUUGUUCUAGAUCCCAAGGCCGAAUCUGGUUACACACUGACUGUGGCCGGGGACAAGGCGCAGAACGUGCCUUUAAAGGCUGGCCUCAACUAUGGCUCGUCCGACGACGGGCUGAAGGCCGGUGCCCAGAUUAUCGAGGUACACGACCCCAGUGGAGCGGUGGUGAUGACUGCCACGGGUGGAAUGUGUGUCUCGACUGAGUGUCCUUCGGGUAUAUACAACAGCAACUACCAGGUCGUCGAGUUGGCUGCUGAGGGCAAGUCUGCAAGUUGUAAGGAGUGGUGA